AUGCACCGUCUCGUGCCUCGAUUGCCAUUGCGUGCCCUUCUCCAAUGCCAUCCCCUGUCUCGGAGUCCGCGAUUGUCUGUCCCAUGUGGCCUCAGCGUGACUUUUCCACAAAGUCGCAACUUCGCCAACUCGCCCGCGCUAUACAAGAAGAAAGACAAGGCAGCGAAGAAGAGCCAGACCUCCGACGCGGAGUCCAACGCUGCUACACCUUUGGAGGAUCCCUUUGAUCUGUCCCCUCUCCACUCAGGCAUAUCGACCGCCGUCUCGCGAUUGAAAGAUGACCUGUCAAAGCUUCGUGCAGGCGGGCGAUUCAAUACCACGACUCUUGAGGGCCUGAAGGUUCAGCUGAGCAAGGAUAGCCAUGAUUCUGUCCGAUUGGGAGACUUGGCCCAAGUGGUACCCAAGGGAGGGAGAAUGGUAACCAUCCUGGCGGCCGAAGAAGAGCACAUCAAGCCCGUUACUUCGGCAAUUGUCUCCUCAAAUUUGUCCUUGACUCCCCAGCCCGAUCCUCAUAACGCUCUUCAACUGAAUAUCCCUAUUCCCCCGCCAACCAAGGAGUCCCGGGACAAGAACGUCCAAGCGGCCAAGCAGGCGUUUGAAAAGGCUGCGAGUACCGUCCGGGACUCCCGAGGCGCCAUGCACAAGCGUCUUCAAGACAUGCAGAAAAAGAAGCUCGCCCUUCCCGACGACGUGCGCAAGGCUCAUGAUCAAAUGGAGAAAGCUACGGAGAAGGGCCAAAAAGACGUCAAGGAGCUCUUUGACACAGCCAAAAAGACCUUGGAACAGGCAUAA
Messenger RNA from Penicillium canariense, 792 nucleotides. RefSeq names its product ribosome-recycling factor. Gene Ontology annotation, cellular component: mitochondrion. Gene Ontology annotation, molecular function: ribosomal large subunit binding. Gene Ontology annotation, biological process: translation. The coding region runs from base 1 to 792 and encodes 263 amino acids. The transcript has 2 exons. The record is from RefSeq and is a predicted model, not a curated record. Lineage: Eukaryota; Fungi; Ascomycota; Eurotiomycetes; Eurotiales; Aspergillaceae.